AUGGACUCUGAUGAAGAAUGUGACAGCAUCUAUGAAUAUGGGAGCGAUGAUCUGGAAUACAACUCCGAGUCUGAGGUUGAACAUAACAACAAUGAUCCCGUCGUGCCUGUCCCCAUUAAUGGUGAAAAUCAGAGUAAUGGUGUUGAAGGUAGAAUAUUCAACAGGGUUUAUUUUUGUUAUCCUGUUUCUUACACCGGUAAGACACAUCUGGAAAACGGCAAUCUGAUUAUAAUGCCUUCGUCGGCUCUGGAUAGUCUCCUGGACAUGGAGGUUAAUCACCCUAUGAUGUUCGAAAUCGAAAAUAAGGUGUUCGGACGGCGAUCUCACUGCGGAGUUAGUGAGUUCACUGCAGAAGAAGGUAGGGUUUUCUUACCAAAUUGGUUAAUGCAAUGUAUGGAACUGAAAGAUGGAGAUACUAUUGAUAUCAGAAGUAGAAAUCUUCCUCAUGGAACCUAUUUAAAGCUGCAACCUCAUUCCAUGGAUUUCUUAGCCCUCCCUGACCCUAAAUAUGUAUUAGAAGAAUGUUUGAGUAACAAGUUCUUCUGUUUGACUACUGGAGAAACUAUAAAGAUCAACUAUAACAGUAAAGAUUUCUACUUUAAUGUUAUAGAAACCAAACCGCCUUUUGCUAUUAGUAUAAUUAAUACAGAUUGCGAACUGGACUUGGCUUGCCCUUUUGAUUAUAAAGAGCCUGAAAAACCUGCUGUAAAGCAAGAAAAGGUGGUAGCUAUGGCGGACAAACCUGCUGCAAAACAAGAAAAGGUGAUAGCUAUGGCGGAGAAGCCAGAGUUUGUUGCAUUCACUGGUUUGGGUAGACGAUUAGAUGGGAAAUCUUCAACUGAACAGACAGCGCGUACAACGGCAGUUGCUGCUGCAGUUAGGAAACGGUUAGAUGAGCAGACAAGCAAAACGGAAGAGGUUUUUGAAGCAGAGAAAUCCAAGAAAGAACAGUUUCAGCCAUUCACUGGUGCUAUGUACUCGUUGAGAAGUUGA
Messenger RNA from Jatropha curcas, 993 nucleotides. NCBI's taxonomy places the organism in Eukaryota, Viridiplantae, Streptophyta, Magnoliopsida, Malpighiales, Euphorbiaceae. The record is from RefSeq and is a predicted model, not a curated record.